Peronospora matthiolae is the source of this 1920-nucleotide messenger RNA. The record is from the annotation of a GenBank genome assembly. NCBI's taxonomy places the organism in Eukaryota, Oomycota, Peronosporomycetes, Peronosporales, Peronosporaceae.
AUGGAGUCGCCAAUGCAAACCAAAGCUGACGUUGACGACCAGGAUGUGGCCUCCACCUACGGCCUACGAGCGCUAGCGACCGUGGUCUUCGACAUCGACGCAGGACAGAAACUGGACGCGUUGUAUCCAUCUUCUUGCAGCCUCCCGGAAGCUGCGAAAACGAGUUUAGCGCAUUUGUCGCUGCCCCAUUGCAACAAUCAGGACGAGGGAGACACGCAGUAUAUUGUGCACUUCCGUGACGGCCCUGAAGAGCGCGAGCUCUUGUUCGGUUUCGUGCUCUUCCGUCAGCAGAAAGACGAGUCACGCACGCGCGGGUACUUCCAGAAAGCUCUGGUGCUCGUAAGCACAAAGCCUUAUGUGGAUCUCUACGACCGCGUGCUGCGGGUGAUUGGGCCGCUCUUUUUCAAGGUCGGACCGCAGGUUUUAGCAGCAGUGUAUCACAAUAUCGAGUCCUGGCCGGCAGUUGUGCAUGACUCACCUGUGGUGCUGCCACUUGCUGGGAUCUAUGUAUCCUGUAUUAUCCCGAGGCUGCUACGUUACGAACACAUUGAAGCAGCAUACGAGCCAUAUGCAGAUUCACCGCUGCACUCGCAUUUUAUGGUCGAAGAAGACGACGAGGCUACAGACUCGCCGGAUUCGGAGAAUGUUGGAAAAGUAGACGAGGGCGACGACAAUGACGAUACUGAGGAGUCCGUUCUUGUCAAAGGGGGCGAGUUUGUGGUAUCACGGAGGCGACCGCCUCCAUCGCCAUCGUUCGGAGAUCUUUUGCUUUCAAAGCGGACAUACCAUUCGACUCCGUAUGAGAAUGUCGGACUGUAUUCAAGUUUUGUUGGUCAGGUGGAAUCGCUAUGGCUUCUGUGGCAGCUCGCCAUUACUGGGGAGAGUCUCUUGAUUCUAUCUCCACACGCGAGAACGUGCAGUCAAGCCGUUCUCGCUUUUACUAGUUUGAUUGCGCCGCUUCAGUUCCGUGGCGACUGUCGGCCAUACUACACUGUUUACGAGGCAGAUUUUGAUAUGCUCUCAAGUAGGCAAAAUAGAGGUGUAAGCAACCCAAACGACGUGACUAUCAUAGGAACCACAAAUCCGUUCUUCAUGAAGUCAUUAAGUCGUUGGCCAAACGCUUUAAUCUUUCCAUUUUUGGAGCCACCGAGUACCAAACCACAAGCGGAAAAAGGUCAAAACGCCACGGAAGCGGAGGCGACUGGCGCAGUUUGUCUACGCAUUCAAAAGGGUGUGCAGCUCGAUGAUUUUGGGAACUGUCAUCGGCCUAUGCUUCUGCGACGUUGCUCCAGGUAUACGGUCUCGGAUGUUAAGGUCCUUCACCAACUUGUUUCACCGCCGGAUGUUCACAUCAAACCGACUACCACCCACGAAGAGGAGGCGUACGUUACAAUUAACAAUGCAGUGCUGCGAAAGCACUUUCGGAAGCUCACAAAAGACUUUUUGCAUCCGUUUGAGCAAUACUUCGGUAUUUGGAAACCAAGCGAAAUGCGCUCAAAUCUAUACAUGAGCGCGGAGGAUUACAUGAAGCCGUUUAGUCUACCGGGAUUGCUUGAAAGUAUAAAGCCGUGCAAUCUGCCACCGCAGAUUAAACAAACCAAGUGGAAGGCUCUGUACACAGCAUUCGUCAAAUCCGCCCACUUUGAGCCGUGGUUCCAUUACCGCCGCCAACGCUGCAUACACCACUUUGCGGAAACGCUUCGCACCGUUCGGAGCAGUGUUGACGCUGACUUGCUAUUGAGCUCUCCCUUCGGUGGCAGCUUAUCACACGAGCAAUACGUGAAGCUGAAAAAGGAAAUGGACGUCGCGCUUGCGCUCGAGAAAGGCCAAAGCCAAGUAGACAAGCAACAAGUUCGUGCUAUCAAAAGGCACCGGAAAGCAGUCAAGGAAAAGAUACGCUGCCUCAAUCAAAAUCAAUAG